Messenger RNA from Xyrauchen texanus (razorback sucker), 5848 nucleotides. RefSeq names its product laminin subunit beta-1-like. Gene Ontology annotation, cellular component: laminin trimer. Bases 276 to 5618 code for a protein of 1780 amino acids. Gene Ontology annotation, molecular function: integrin binding; extracellular matrix structural constituent. The record is from RefSeq and is a predicted model, not a curated record. NCBI's taxonomy places the organism in Eukaryota, Metazoa, Chordata, Actinopteri, Cypriniformes, Catostomidae. Gene Ontology annotation, biological process: substrate adhesion-dependent cell spreading; basement membrane assembly; cell migration. The transcript has 32 exons.
ACUAUAUUCAAGGUGUGUAAAUGGCCCUUAAACUUUUAAAAACACAUCCAUCGUGCUCUGUCUGUUUAAACGAGUGUGAUGCCCAGAAAUGUUUUCUAACUAGGCAGCUCACCAGGUUUUGACACACAGCCAAAUUGUUUGGCUUGAUUCUCAGCGUUUAGAGCAGCACAUUAUGCGUAAAUCAGUGUUUAAUAUCUUGGGCGGUUCUCACUUGACAAGAGCUCUAUGCAUACAGUUUUUCUGCUCUGGAUAACGGUGCUGGAGAAAAGAGCAAUAUGUGGAUAUUUAGGAUUGCAGCUCUUACAAUUUUCACUGGUUUGCACGUCCUGGCACAAUAUCCCGAUCAUAAUGACAUGUGUACAAAAGGGAGCUGUUACCCCGCUACUGGCGAUCUACUGAUCGGAAGAGCACAUUGGAUUAUUGCCUCCUCCACCUGUGGACUGGAUGGACCAGAGACGUUCUGUGUUGGUGAGGAGGAAUGUUUUAAAUGUGAUUCUCGGAAGAUGUACAAUAAGUUCACCAAUCCCAUUAGCCAUACCAUUGAGAACGUGGUGACAACCUUUGCUCCCAACCGUCUCAACACCUGGUGGCAGUCCCAGAACGGAGUUGAAAAUGUAACCAUUCAGCUGGACUUGGAAGCUGAAUUCCACUUCACACACCUCAUCAUGACCUUUAAGACCUUUCUUCCUGCCGCCAUGGUGAUUGAGCGUUCGUCAGAUUUUGGGCAAAGCUGGCAGGUGUACCGUUACUACGCUUUCAACUGCACCAACUCCUAUCCACAUGUCCCUCAAGGGCCAAUCAAAAAAGUGGAUGAUGUCAUUUGUGACAGCCGCUAUUCUGGCAUUGAGCCAUCAACAGAGGGAGAAGUGAUUUUCAAGGCACUUGAUCCUGCAUUUGUUAUUCCUGACCCUUACAGUCCAUAUAUUCAGAACUUACUAAAAAUCACAAACCUGCGCAUUCGGAUGGAGAAGUUACACACUCUAGGUGAUGAUCUGUUUGAUGAUCGAGAGGAAGUGAGACAGAAAUAUUAUUAUUCUCUUUAUGAUAUGGUUGUCCGUGGCAAUUGUUUCUGCUAUGGCCAUGCCUCCAAGUGUGCACCACUCUGCAGUGAUCCUGGAGUCGAGAGCAUGGUUCACGGUCAUUGUAUGUGUAAUCACCACACUACUGGACUGAACUGUGAGGAGUGUGAGGAAUUUUACCAAGAUCUGCCCUGGAGACCAGCAGAGGGCCGCAACACAAACGCAUGCAAGAGUACGACAAACACGCAUGCAGCACAAACACAUAUUAUAAAAUGUGAGUGUAACCACCACUCGCAUUCCUGUCACUUUGACAUGGCGGUGUAUCUUUCAUCUGGAAAUAUGAGUGGAGGAGUGUGUGAGGAUUGUCAACACAACACACAGGGCCAAUGGUGUGAGAGCUGCAAACCCUUCUACUAUCAGCACCCAGAGAGAGACAUCAGAGACCCCAACAUCUGUCAGUCCUGUGACUGUGACCCACAGGGGUCUCUCAAUGAAGGCUUAUGUGACAGUGCAACGAAUGUGCUCAGAGAUAUGAUUGCUGGACAGUGUCGCUGCAAAGCUAAUGUGGAGGGUGAACGCUGUGACCACUGUAAGAAAGGACACUAUGGCCUCAGCAAUGAUCCUUUGGGAUGUCAGGCAUGCAGCUGUUAUGCUCUUGGCACACUCCUAGCAGGACUUCCCUGUGAUAUACAGACAGGAAUCUGCUUCUGCAAACGUCUUGUCACUGGACAGAACUGUGACCAGUGUCUGCCUCAGCACUGGGGACUCAGUACAGAUAUGGAUGGCUGCAGACCAUGUGACUGUGACAUAGGUGGAGCUUUGAAUAAUGAUUGUUCUCCAGAGACAGGACAGUGUGUAUGCAAGAAGCACAUGUUUGGCAGACGUUGUGACCAGGUGCAGUCCGGGUUCUUCUUUGCAGAACUGGAUCACUAUACCUAUGAAGCUGAGCAAGCUUCCUUUGGACCGGCAGUGAAAGUGGUUCAAAGACCAUUACCUCUGGAUGAUAAACCCACCUGGACAGGUGCAGGCUUUGUGAAAGUACCAGAGGGGGAAACAUUGAGAUUCAACGUUCACAUUUUCCCUUUGUCUAUGGAUUACAAUUUCAUGAUCCGCUAUGAACCACUGUUGCCAGAUGAAUGGGAGCAGGUUGUGGUGACUGUAGAGCGGCCCAGGACUGGUUACACAUCAACUCACUGUAUGUCUACAUACAAUGAUGAACAGACUGUUUCACUGCACCCUGGAUCCAGAUAUGUGGUUCUUCCUGGUCCAGUGUGUUUGGAGAAGGAUCAGAACUACACAGUGAAAAUAAGCUUCCCGUUGUAUUCAUCAUACAACUAUCACUCCUCUCCACACACACUCGUCGAUUCAAUUGUGCUGCUGCCAAAGUUACAGGAUCUGGACCUGUUUUCGGGAGGACCACGGCAUUAUGUGGACUGGGAGAUGUUCCAGAAAUAUCGAUGUAUGGAGCGCAGCCAUAGUGUCAUUAAAAUCCCCAUGAUGGAUAUUUGCAGAGAUUACAUCUUCAGUGUGUCUGCACUAAUGCACAGUGGAGCUCUGGAGUGCAGGUGUGACCUGCAUGGCUCUCUAAGCUCAGUCUGUGACUCUAGCGGUGGAUGGUGCCAGUGUCGACCCAACAUUUCAGGCAGAAACUGUGAUGCCUGUGCCCCUGCAACCUACCUGUUUGGAUCCUCAGGAUGUAGACCAUGUGAAUGUGACCCACUGGGCUCUCAGAACGCCUUCUGCCACCACAGUACGGGGCAGUGUUUGUGUGUACCAGGGGCAUAUGGGCGCCAGUGUGCAUAUUGUAAGCCCAGCCACUGGGGCUUCCCUCAGUGCCAGCCAUGCUUCUGUAAUGGACAUAGUGACCAUUGCCAUCCACAUACGGGUGAGUGUUUGGACUGCAGGGGCCACACCAUCGGACAUCACUGUGAGAGGUGUGCAAGAGGUUAUCAUGGAAAUCCAUUGCUGGGCUCCAGUGAGCAGUGUCGCCCCUGUAUGUGUCCUGAUGGCCCAGGAAGUGGCAGGCAGUUUGCCGAGAGCUGUUACCAAAAUCAAUACUCCCUUCAAACGGUUUGCUUUUGCAGCCAAGGUUAUAAAGGAUCCAGGUGUAAGGAAUGUAUGCCCGGUUACUAUGGUAAACCUCAGGUGCCAGGUGGGCGGUGCCAUCCAUGCCAAUGUAAUGGCAACAUCAACAUGCUAGACCCGGAGUCCUGUGAUACCCGCACUGGCAUCUGUCUCAAAUGCCUGUUUCACACAGAUGGCAAUGCGUGCCAGUUUUGUAUUUAUGGUUAUUAUGGAGAUGCCCAUACACAGAACUGCAGAAGGUGUAUGUGCGAUCCAGUGGGUAGUGUCAGGCAAAGCUGUACUGACGGUCUAUGUGACUGUGACCGGAUAAGUGGGCAAUGCCCAUGUCUGCCUGGCGUUAAGGGUCAACAGUGUGACCUCUGCGUGCCCAACACAUGGAACAUCAACAGUGGAAAAGGAUGCCAACCCUGUCAAUGCAACCCUGAACACUCCUAUAGUUCUUCUUGUGACCUGCUGUCAGGUCAGUGUUCCUGUAAACCUGGUUUUGGAGGCAGGACAUGUGAGGAGUGCAGAGAGCUGUUCUGGGGUGAUCCUGAGGUCAAAUGUCAUGCAUGUGACUGUGACCCGCGAGGCAUUGCUACUCAACAGUGCAAUAAAAUGUCUGGAGAGUGUUUGUGCGUAGAAGGCGUGGUUGGGCGAAGGUGUGACUCCUGUGGCCGUGGCUAUCUGGGGACCUUCCCUGAUUGUAAGCUGUGUCAUAUAUGCUUCCACAAGUGGGAUGUUAAUGUUGGAGAACUGACCAAACACAUGCAGAGGCUGGUGGACACAGUGGAGGAGUUGAAAGAAUCUGGCGUGAUGACGCCCUUUAAAUACACCGUAUCCAGUCUAGAGGAUGAUACGAGACAGCUCAGACAAAUACUGAAAGAUGAAAAAGUUCAUAAAACUUUGACACACACAGAGAUGGUGAUGCGGCAAGCUAAUGAGAUGGCAUCAGUUCUGCAACAGUCUUUGGAGCGAUCUAAAAUGGAUCUGGAGCAGAUAUCACGUGACCAUCAGAAAGCCACAGAGAACCUGAACAGUCUGACAGAGGAGGUCCAGAACUUACAGAAGACCUCUGUGGAUAAACAACGACAGGUUCUGCACAUCAAACAUUCAGACCUCAGAGGUGCAUUGGAUGGCAUCAGAGAAUAUUACAGGGAGUCUGCAGAGGCAGAGUUUCAAACCGGUCAAGCUGUCACUGAUCCAGACAGUACGGUGAAACAGUCUGCCAGGACACGCGAAGCCGCAGAAGCCAAACUAGACACAACAGAGAAAGAAUUCAACCCGAAACAUCAGCUGCAUGGACAGAGACUGGACAAAAUUACAUAUGUACUGAACUCUAAAGACCUUUCAGAACUAAGCCAUCAGGUGUGCGGAGGGUUGUCAAGUCUAGAUGGUUGCCGUGCUUGUGGUGGUCUGGGCUGUAUGAACGAGGACGGCGUGUCUCAAUGUGGGGGUGAAGGAUGUGAGACAGUAGUGACUCGAUCUCAAGAUGCCUUGAACAAAGCUGAAAACUUUGACCAAGAGAUCUUACAAGCUUUAAGAGCAGUAGACAAGAUUCAAAAGAUGGUGUCAGAUGCUCGAGGACGUACGGAUGAUGCCAAACUCAAUGCACAGGGUGUGUUACUGAGAGCCAAUCAGAGCAAAGCACGAGUGGAACAGACCAAUGAGGAGCUCAGAGAUCUCAUUCAGCAAAUACGACACUUUCUCACUAAUGCCACAGAUCCAAAGCGUGUAGAGGAAGUAGCUAAUGAGGUGUUGAAACUGAGUAUGCCAGUGUCGUCUGGGGUGUUAAAGAAUGUCACUACAGAUAUUCACCAUCAUGUGGCACAACUGACAAGUGUGGAUAAUAUUCUCACCCAGACAAAAGAGCAAGCCCACUCUACAGAGAGACUCCUUCAACGAGCACAAGCUGCCAGUGAGAGAACUACAGCACUUAAACAGGCCACUGAUGAGAUAAGAGAAACUCUAGAUGAUACUGAGCGUGCUCAGUCUGCUGCCAGUGAAAAACUGAAAGAGGCUGAGAGUGACACGGACCUCUCAAGAUAUCAAAUCACAUUUGUCCAAUCUAAAACAGAAGCAACUGAGUUUAAACUGAGUAGCGGCACAGGAAGAUUUUUAGAUCUUGGGAACAAGGUGGACGAACUCAGACAGAAAAUUCUAGAAGUGUCCAGUAGUGCGGAGAACAUUCAAAGACGAUCUGAGUAUAUCACAUCUGAAACUGAGCAAACCAAAGGGGAUUUUGACUCAGUUGUGCAACCUAAGUUCCAACUGGUCAGCGGUCUGAUUGAUCAAAAGGCUGCGGUCGUGUUUGAUGCACAUGAGAAGGCAGAGCAACUACGACAGGAGGCAAAAGACCUAUUGGUAGAUUCCACAAACAAACUACAGAGACUAAGAGAGCUAGAAAGAUCUUUUUCAUUAAAUCAGCACACCCUGGUGGCAAAAGCUCAGGAGCUGGAUGGACUGGAGACUGAAGCCAGAGAUGUUCUGCAAGAAUUGAGUCAGAAAAUCACAGUCUACAGCACCUGCUCUUAAUAAUUAUCACUUUAGCUGUACAAAAUGGUGUCAACCACGCAAAUGCAAUUUUAUAAUUUCACACGUAUACUACUAACUUCUUGACUCGAAUUCAUUUUAUUUUCAAGGUAGUUUGGAAAUCAAUGUAGAGUUUUUCUAAGACUACUUCUGAUAUUUUAACAUACACUUUCUAAACUAUGUAAACAGUCUUUGUAUCAUUGCAAUAUUUGUUAUAAUUAAAAAGUCAAAGA